GGAUAGUAUUAUUUAUUGAACAGAACCCCUUAACGAUAAACAACACACACCUUCACUUGCUUUGCUUUGGAAUCGAAUCCUGUUUCUCACGGCGUGGGACAAUCCCUUUAUCGACCUUCCCUCCAUGAACUUGCUGGAAAAGAUAAAGAUGGGAAAGAAAGAGCCAGACGAUCCGACGCCGUUUCAAGGACCUGUGUUCUGGAUUGAAACCUCCGACGCCGUCUCUCGCCGCUACCAAUUUGACUCCCACGGCCUACUAUCUGUGAAGGUGGUUGAUGACUCAAGACCAGUAUUUCAUAGAAUGGUUGAAUCCUUCCUGAAUCAAUUUUUUCCUUCAGGUUAUCCAUAUAGUGUGAAUGAGGGGUAUCUUAGAUACUCACAGUUCCGGGCUUUGCAGCACUUCUCCAGCGCAGCAUUAUCUGUGCUAUCAACCCAGUCACUGCUAUUUGCUGCAGGCUUGCGACCUACACCUGCACAGGCAACUGCCGUGAGUUGGAUUUUAAAGGAUGGCAUGCAGCAUGUAGGAAAGCUCAUAUGUAGCAAUUUGGGUGCAAGGAUGGAUUCGGAGCCCAAAAGUUGGAGAGUUCUUGCUGAUGUGCUCUACGACUUGGGCACUGGCUUGGAAGUUCUUUCCCCCUUGUGCCCACACCUAUUUCUUGAAAUGGCAGGCCUUGGAAAUUUUGCAAAGGGAAUGGCAGUUGUUGCAGCAAGAGCAACAAGAUUGCCAAUAUAUUCUUCAUUUGCUAAAGAAGGCAAUCUUAGUGACCUAUUUGCAAAAGGAGAGGCCAUCUCAACUCUUUUUAAUGUUGUUGGAUUAGGAGUAGGGAUUCAGUUAGCAGCUACCAUCUGUUCGUCAAUGCAAGGAAAGUUGGUUGUUGGAUCUCUUCUUUCUGUUAUACAUGUUUACUGUGUCUCGGAAGAAAUGCGAGCUACCCCUAUCAACACAUUGAAUCCACAGAGAACUGCAAUGAUUGUGGCUGAUUUUCUUAAGACAGGAAAAAUAUCAAGCCCUGCUGACCUAAGAUACAGAGAAGAUCUUCUAUUUCCCGGCCGUCUCAUAGAGGACGCUGGAAAUGUUAAAGUGGGAAGGUCUCUGCGCAAGAUUGUCAAGCCUUCAAAAGUUCGCGAACUUAAAGAAAUAUUCCCUGAGGAGAAAUUUUUUAUAAAUCGUGGAACUAGAUGGACCGACAUGGUAUUGGAGCACAGUGCUACUGGUGAAGAUGCUUUGAGGGGAUGGCUUGUCGCUGCAUAUGCUGCAAACCUCGAGAAGUCUGUCCCUGAGCCCACUACUGCUGUUUUACCGGAAGCCUAUGAGAGGAUGAAUGACGUGUUCUAUCCAUUUCUCUCCGAACUGCAGGCUAAGGGGUGGCAUACUGACCGGUUUCUUGAUGGAACAGGAAGCCGUUUUGCGUGGUAGUACGAUAUUGUUUCAGGUAACCCAUCGAAAUUUUUGGGAUAGAGAUUAUCUUUUGUGAUUUUAGUACUGUAUUAGAGAGAUUGAGGAGGCAGGGGUAUGUUCUUUGCACUUGUUGAUUGUACAGACUCCCAUUAGGUCUCAUAUGUUAAUAUUCUUGAAGGAGAAGUUUGAAGAAGAAAUGGAAGGUUUUUGGGUGGUAUAUUCUCAAAUUACUUGGACACUUUGUGUUGUUUGAAAUUGAUCUCAACUAGAUCACUGAUGAGGCUGAUGAUCUGUGAAAGCUCUGAACUGUGAUAGACUAGAAUAAGUAAGCUCAAUUGAAGAAUGUUUCUUGUCAA
Messenger RNA from Cornus florida, 1755 nucleotides. Its product is annotated as protein root UVB sensitive 2, chloroplastic. Bases 125 to 1417 code for a protein of 430 amino acids. NCBI's taxonomy places the organism in Eukaryota, Viridiplantae, Streptophyta, Magnoliopsida, Cornales, Cornaceae. The record is from RefSeq and is a predicted model, not a curated record. Gene Ontology annotation, biological process: auxin polar transport; response to UV-B. The transcript has 10 exons. Gene Ontology annotation, cellular component: chloroplast envelope.